AUGAGCGAAAGGAAAAAUGAAAAAAAUAUUGCAAAUGAAAGUAUUAUUUAUAUUAAAAAGUAUUUCACUUUACAUGAUUCUACUGUUGUUUCGAUAAAUCAACUCACUCAGAUCAUUUUAAAUAAAAGCUCGACCCCUGGUAAAGGGCUCCACAAAGCAGCAGAGUUGCAUACUCUUCUGAAAAGUGAAUUAACAUAUGAGUUUAUAAAAAUAUUCGAGUCAUUAAAAUCACUACUAGUCCAUAUGAAAGAGUGUGUUGAAAGAAUGAAAGCACUGCAAAGAUGUAUUAAAGAGUGUAAAGAUAAAAACGCUACCACUACUACUGCUACUACUGCCAGUACUACUUUAUUACAUUCCUUGGACGUCUUCUUUAACAACACAAUGACAUAUUUUAGUCAAGAUUAUAAAUUAAAAGAAAAGAUACAUGAAACACUUGUUCAUGUUGAUGGUACAUGUGAAGAUGAAUUAAACAGAAUAAAGUUGAUGUGGAAAGAAUCCCCUUUUUUAUUCUUAAUAUUUCAAAAGUAUAAUGUUAACAAAUUAAUUAUGGAGUAUACGCAGAUCUAA
Plasmodium malariae is the source of this 567-nucleotide messenger RNA. Its product is annotated as conserved Plasmodium protein, unknown function. Bases 1 to 567 code for a protein of 188 amino acids. The transcript has 2 exons. The record is from RefSeq and is a predicted model, not a curated record. Lineage: Eukaryota; Apicomplexa; Aconoidasida; Haemosporida; Plasmodiidae.